Molecule: messenger RNA, 430 nt
Organism: Trypanosoma conorhini
Lineage: Eukaryota; Euglenozoa; Kinetoplastea; Trypanosomatida; Trypanosomatidae
Exons: 1
Source: RefSeq, a predicted model, not a curated record
CUGUCGCCGACUUCGGGUUGUCGUAUCGGAUUUCCCUGUCGCGCUGGCUGUCGCCGACUUCGGGUUGUCGUAUCGGUAUUUCCCUGUCGCGCUGGCUGUCGCCGACUUCGGGUUGUCGUAUCGGUAUUUCCCUGUCGCGCUGGCUGUCGCCGACUUCGGGUUGUCGUAUCGGUAUUUCCCUGUCGCGCUGGCUGUCGCCGACUUCGGGUUGUCGUAUCGGUAUUUCCCUGUCGCGCUGGCUGUCGCCGACUUCGGGUUGUCGUAUCGGUAUUUCCCUGUCGCGCUGGCUGUCGCCGACUUCGGGUUGUCGUAUCGGUAUUUCCCUGUCGCGCUGGCUGUCGCCGACUUCGGGCAUUGUUUGUAUUCCCGAUAUCCUCAGCUGAGAUCGCCACCUGGUACUGAUAUACCUUUUCUUUCCAGCACCUCAUAG